Saccharomyces eubayanus is the source of this 2241-nucleotide messenger RNA. RefSeq names its product Smy2p (gene SMY2). Bases 1 to 2241 code for a protein of 746 amino acids. The transcript has a single exon. Lineage: Eukaryota; Fungi; Ascomycota; Saccharomycetes; Saccharomycetales; Saccharomycetaceae. Gene Ontology annotation, molecular function: protein binding. The record is from RefSeq and is a predicted model, not a curated record.
AUGAUUGCACCAGACUCUCAAAGAUUAUUCGGUUCCUUUGAUGAACAGUUAAAAGACUUGAAACUGGACUCAGAUGAUACCGAGAGCAAUAGCAUCAAUAGCACCUUUGCCCCUAUGGAGUCCUCUCAGCCCAGCACCAAUAACGGUGCCAUUGGUGCGGGCAUAAACGCUGUUCCCGGGUCCACGUUUAGGUCUAAUACACCUCUCUUGGGUAACCGACAUGCGCUUAGUAGAACCUCUUCUCUAAUGGACUCUAUUGGUAUACAGCGUGCAGCCUCGCCGUUUGCACCUGCCAAAGAGCCCUUUAUUCCCCAGAACCCAGGGGUCGUGGGUACCUCGUUUUGGCACAGUGACCAUCCUGAAUCGCGGGUUGGUACGCCUGUUCAACAAAUCCCUCUAUUGCAAAGAAACGAGUCUACUUCUUCCUUUGGAUAUGCCGCUAAUCUUGGAAUGAAUUUGAGCACGCAUUCUUUGGCUGUUGAUAUUACUCCGUUGGGAACACCAACGAUUGCUCAAUCCCAUGCCAUUUUAUUCCCGUCAUCUGAUAUACCUCCAGCUCUGGACGUAAAUGGCAUACCUCAAUUUCCCACGCCAAUUUCGAUCGAGUCCAGUUGGAAAUAUAUAGAUACACAGGGGCAGAUACAUGGUCCAUUCACUACCCAAAUGAUGUCCCAAUGGUAUAUCGGUGGCUAUUUUGCUUCAACUCUACAGGUUUCAAGGUUAGGCAGCACGCCGGAAACACUCGGAAUAAACGAUGUAUUUAUUACCUUGGGCGAGUUGAUGAUAAAGCUUCAAAAGUACGACACGGAUCCAUUUAGUACUUUUGAUAAAGUUCAUGCGCAACCACCCAUUACCGACCCUAGCAACACAAAUCUGCCUGCAUAUUCAAACGAAGCUAUUGCUACAACUGCUGAUACCAUGGAAACUACCGACAACGAUAUUUUCAAACCAUUGACUCAUAAAAACAUCUGGGAUAUGGACAGCGGCACUACAGUGCAAGAAGGUGAUAUUGAAUUAGGUUCAACAGUCUCUACAGGUCAAACGAAGGGAAAACCCAAAUCGGAAGUUAAACCCAAGAAUAUAAUCGAGGCUAGAAAAAGCGAAAAAGCUGAAUCCAUGGCCAAAGUAUUAUUGGAAGAGCAAGAGAGACAAAAUCAAGAAAUUAAAAGAAAAGAAGAGAUUCGUUUGUUAAAAAAGCAGAAACAAAAAGAGGAACAAGAGUUACUGAAAAGACAAAAGGAAGAAAAGGAAAUGUUGAAAAAACGGAAAGAAAGGGAAACCUUGGAAGCAGAAAAACAGAAACAAAUUGAAAAUACCAUAAAGAAUACACAAGUCCAAACAGUACCUCUCAAAACUCCAAAAGAUCUGCCUUCAUUGAAUGAUUUAAAUUUUAAACCAACACCAUGGGCUUCCAAAGUCAAGACGAAUACUCCAGUAAAUAAUAUAACCAAAAACGUUUUGGGUAAUACCGAGAAUAAGAAGGAAGCACCUCUGAAUUUACAACUGAAAAUUACCAAGGAAGAAAAGGAAAAACAGGAACUGAAAUCUGUGUUAAACUGGGCCAACAAGUCAAGCACAGUACCAAAUUCAACUAUUGAUAUUAAAUCACAGUUUCAAAAAACUUCUAAAAAUGCAAAAGAAACGCCAUCGCCAAAAGAUUUUGAAGACCCAAAUUUUAUUGAAGAACAGAAAAAAAUAUGGGAAAGAGUUCAAAACUCUUCUAAGCAGCCAAAGACCACUACUUCUGCAACUACUACGACAACAUCUUGGACCACAGUAACAUCAAAGACGAAAAACCCUGCUGGUACAGCUGUACCUUUAGUGUCAAAGUCCAAUACAGGGUUAAACCCUUCAACGACGAUAACAAGCAGCACCGUCGCUACUUCAACGACUACUACAUUUGCCAGUAUGAACAGUAUCUCUCCGCGUCAAGAAUUCAUCAAGUGGUGUAAAUCUCAAAUGAGACUAAACUCUGGGAUAACAAGUAAUAACGUAUUGGAACUGUUAUUGAGUUUACCUACGGGACCAGAAUCCAAAGAGUUGAUUGAAGAAACUAUUUAUGCCAAUAGUGAUGUUAUGGACGGUAGAAGGUUUGCUACUGAAUUCAUCAGAAGACGCGCUGAAUGCGAAAGGCAAGGCAGUGACCCAUUAAGUUGGAAUGAGGCGUUGGCUCUUUCCGGUAAUGAUGAUGAUGACUGGGAGUUUCAGGUUGUUAGUAAGAAGAAGGGUAGAAAGCAUUAG